Molecule: messenger RNA, 2025 nt
Organism: Leptonychotes weddellii (Weddell seal)
Lineage: Eukaryota; Metazoa; Chordata; Mammalia; Carnivora; Phocidae
Source: RefSeq, a predicted model, not a curated record
GCGACGAAAGCAGGAGGGGGCGUUGUGAGCACAACUUCGUGGUGGCGGGGGUAGCCUGCGAAGGUGUCAUGGCUGCUGCCGUUGAGCUUAGUCGCUCGAGCAAUGGUGACAGGAGUCUGGAGCGGAGCUGCAGCCCUAAUCUCUCCCAAGAGGUGCUCUGCGAAUUCUUUCGCUCUCUGCAUAGCCUGGUGGGACAACUUAACCUCAGAGAUGAUGUGGUGAAAAUUACAAUCGAUUGGAACAAGCUCCAGAGCCUCUCGGCAUUCCAGCCCGCUUUGCUCUUUAGUGCACUUGAGCAUCAUGUUUUAUAUUUACAGCCUUUUUUAGCAAAACUUCAGCCUCUGAUUAAAGAGGAGAAUACAACUGUUGUUGGAGAGAUAGAAAAAACAGAAACGGGGAACAAGAAUGAAGUAAAUGCCAAAUUUCCCAUUAGUGACCUACAAGAGGAAGAAAAGCACAAAGAUUGUGAUUUAGGAGAUGUGAAAAAGACACAGAUCCAUUUUGAUCCAGAAGUAGUUCAAAUAAAGGCUGGAAAAGCAGAAAUUGACAGACGAAUAUCUGCAUUUAUUGAAAGAAAGCAAGCUGAAAUCAAUGAAAACAACGUCAGGGAAUUUUGCAAUGUUAUUGAUUGUAAUCAAGAAAACAGUUGUGCAAGAACUGAUGCCGUUUUUACUCCUUACCCGGGAUUUAAAAGUCAUGUAAAAGUUUCUAGAGUUGUGAAUACAUAUGGACCACAGACUAGACCUGAAGGAAUUCAAGGGUCAGGUCAUAAACCUAACAGCUUGCUCCGAGAUUGUGGUAAUCAGGCUGUCGAAGAACGACUACAAAAUAUUGAGGCUCACUUGAGAUUGCAGACAGCUACUACUCCAGUUGAAGUCACUGUGUUCACUGCCUUGGACUGAUGGAAGGAUAUCAGCUGGUUGCUUUGCCCCUAGAUUUCUUCCUCGAGACCAAUUCUGUACCAGUGGCCAAAUUGCUUUUCCUGAAGUUCUGAUCUUACUGAUCUUGCUAUUCCCCAGCUAAAAAUUCUUUCAUGGUUUCCUGUUACCCUUAUGUGCAUACCAAACUUAGUAUUUAUUCAUUUAUUCCACAAAUAGGUAUUAAGUUCCUACUAUAAGCCAGGUGCUAUUCUAGGCACUGAGAAUGCACGUGAACAAAAAUUCUAGUAUAUAAAUUAUAUGCUACACAAGAAGAACUACGGAUAAAAAGCAGCUUGACCAAGAGAAGAGAAAGGAGCUUGGGAUGGGAGGGGAUUUUAAUUUUAAGUAGCAUGAUCUACAUCUAUAGUUCCAGCCCCAUCUCUGGGCUUCCCAACUCCCACUCAUUUUGCUGUCCUAGGGCCUUCACCAAGGCUUUCUCUCCUGCCCACACUUUCCCCUCCUGAUCCCAGACUGGUAUGGUAUGGACUCCCCUUUCAUGUAGUCUCAGUAGUACCUGGUACUCCCUGCCCUCCUUUAUAGCAGUUAUCACAGUUGUGUGUGUUUAAUGUCUGUUCCCCUUGAUAGGUAGUAACGUCUGCGAGAGCAAACUCAUGUUCAUUAACUUUGUGCUUAGUGCAGUGUCUGGCACAAAACAGGUAUUCAGGAGUUUUUAAAUGAGCUCAUUUCACCUUUUCAGAUCAUAUGCAAAGUACAGUGGGUACACAAAGUUAGCGUUCAGCUCUUUCAGGGGAAGUCAAGAGAUGGUAUCCCUGGUGAAGUGACAUUUGCAUCCUUGAAAGAUUAGUAGGAAUUUGUCAGCAGGCAGGAGCAAAUUAUUCCAAAAAGAGGGAAUACCAUCUGCAAAAAGCACUAAGGCACACAAAUCUGGUUGGGGAAUUUCUGAGUCCAGUCUAGCUGGAGUAUUUGCUGAGUGGAAGUAAAAGAAGAUGAGACUGAGUAAAACUUCAAGGGUAAUAAGAGAUUAGCAUUAAAAAUUAAUCCCCUCCCCCAUAACUAAAUGGAUUAAAAAAAAAAACACUGAAAAAAGGAUGGAUUGGCUUAUUAAGUCUAAUAGUAUCAGGGUGCCUGGGUGACUCAGUCAGUU